UUCAGUGAGAAAAGGAAAAAAGAAAAAAAUAAAAAUAAAAAAAAAUAAAAAAAAUAAAAAAGGAAAAUAUUUUCAAAACUAUCAUAUUUGGAGAAGACAACAAAACCCUAAUCAUCUUCGCUUUCAGUUCUCUGUUCAUCUAUCCCAAACCCUAACCCCAAUCUUUUUUUUUUGGGAUUAAUUUUAUAUAUUUUUAAAAUUUUUUUUCCCUUUCAUUGACACUGCAAUGGCGUCAUCGGCUGUUUCUUCUCCGGCAGUACAGACUUCGAAUGUGGCAGCGCAACAGCCUCUGGCGGCGGCGGCGGCUCCUGUUCCGGCAAAUGCGGCUCCGGUGACGGGGUUCGGGAACUCCUCAUUGUACGUAGGGGAUCUGGACCCGAAUGUGAAUGAAGGACAGCUUUUCGAUCUGUUCAAUCAGGUGGCCCAGGUCGUUUCCAUUAGGGUUUGCAGAGAUCAGGCUCGGAGGCAAUCUCUUGGUUAUGCCUAUGUCAAUUACGGCAACCCUCAAGAUGCUGCUAAUUCCAUGGAGAUAUUGAAUUAUACACCUAUUAAUGGAAAACCUAUCAGGAUUAUGUUCUCUCACCGGGAUCCAAGCAUUCGAAAGAGUGGAUAUGCUAAUAUUUUUAUCAAGAACCUGGACACUUCACUUGAUAAUAAGGCAUUACAUGACACUUUUGCUGCCUUUGGAACUAUUCUUUCUUGCAAGGUUGCUGUUGAUAAAAAUGGUCUAUCAAAAGGUUAUGGGUUUGUACAGUAUGACAAUGAUGAAUCUGCACAGAAUGCUAUCAAACAACUGAAUGGAAUGUUAAUAAAUGACAAACAAGUUUUUGUCGGACUUUUUAUUCGACGCCAUGAAAGGAGCCGAGCAAAUGGCUCACCAAAGUUUACUAAUGUUUUUGUGAAAAAUCUUUCAGAGGCAACUACGGAUGAGGACCUUAAGAAACUUUUUGGCACUUUUGGUACCAUCACAAGUGCAGUUGUUGCCAGGGAUGGAAAUGGGAAGUCCAGAUGCUUUGGUUUCAUUAACUUUCAGAGCUCAGAUGCAGCUGCUGCUGCAGUUGAGAAGUUGAAUGGUAGCAUCAUUGAUGACAAAGUAUUGUAUGUUGGGAGGGCUCAAAGGAAAGCAGAGAGGGAGGCAGAGUUGAAAGCCAAAUUUGAACAGGAAAGAAUUAGCAGAUUUGAAAAACUUCAGGGUGCUAAUCUCUAUGUGAAAAAUCUUGAUGACAGCAUAAAUGAUGAAAAACUAAAGGAGAUAUUCGCUGAGUUUGGAUCAAUAACAUCAUGCAAGGUCAUGGUUGACUCACAGGGGCUGAGCAAGGGAUCUGGCUUUGUUGCCUUUUCUACCCCUGAGGAAGCUGCCAGAGCUUUGAAUGAUUUAAAUGGGAAGCUGAUUGGUCGGAAACCUCUGUAUGUGGCUGUGGCUCAACGCAAGGAAGAGCGGAAGGCUCGCUUGCAGGCACAGUUUGCUCAAAUUAGAGCACCAGGUGGAAUGGCACCUUUACCAUCUGCGGUACCUGGGUUUCGUCCUGGGGCACCUAGACUUGCCCCUCAACAGAUGUAUUUUGGUCAAGGUACUCCUGGUCUAAUGCCUCCCCAGCCUGCUGGUUAUGGUUUCCAGCAGCAACUCUUGCCUGGAAUGCGCCCUGGUGUUGCCCCAAAUUUCAUUAUGCCAUACCACCUUCAGAGACAAGGACAACCUGGACAACGGAUGGGUGUGCGUCGUGGUGGGAACCUCCAACAGGUGCAGCAGCAACAGCCGUUGCUGCAUCGGAACCCCAAUCAAGGCCUUAGAUACGUGGCUAGCACACGGAAUAGCAUGGAUCCAGCUGUGGUUCCUCAAGGUCUUGUGGGUCCAAUGAUGCCAUUGGCAUUUGAUGGUUCAGGGGUGCCUAUGUCUACAAUUGAUAUCCAGCGAUCAGGACCUGUGCCCAUGUCAACACUUGCUUCUGCAUUAGCUUCUGCUACUCCAGAGAAUCAGAGACUGAUGCUUGGAGAGCAGCUAUAUCCUCUUGUCAAGCGCAUUGAACCGGAACAUGCAGCGAAGGUCACUGGGAUGCUGCUGGAGAUGGAUCAAACAGAGGUUCUACAUCUCAUCGAGUCUCCAGAUGAUCUGAAGGAUAAGGUGGGUGAGGCAAUAGAAGUCCUUCACAAGGCUACCUCGAAGUCCGAUGUUGCUGAUCAGCUAGGUGCAUUGGCCAUCCGUGAAUGAAAGCUAACCACACAAGUGUAAUGCAUACACUUUUCCAUUUUGGAUUUUCAGGCCCUUUUCUAAUGUAACUUUAACGAGGAAUUAUAGAGAAUUUUUUGAUUUUCUAUCUGCGGGAGUAAUAUUAUUUAUCUAGGCUUUUGACUUGGAACGGAGGGACAAAGAAUUCCUCAUUGACAUGUUAUUAUAAGUAGACAGUUGCUUUAAAAUCUUUUAUUUGAUACACAAAUUCAGUUUAGGCGCCAGAGCUGAUUUUUCUC
Messenger RNA from Ziziphus jujuba (common jujube), 2466 nucleotides. RefSeq names its product polyadenylate-binding protein 3. Gene Ontology annotation, cellular component: cytosol. The coding region runs from base 227 to 2209 and encodes 660 amino acids. Gene Ontology annotation, molecular function: mRNA binding. The transcript is spliced from 7 exons. NCBI's taxonomy places the organism in Eukaryota, Viridiplantae, Streptophyta, Magnoliopsida, Rosales, Rhamnaceae. The record is from RefSeq and is a predicted model, not a curated record.